CUCAUUCCAACUCUGAUACGGACAACGAUUUUGUACCAUUCAUUUUAUUUUCUAUUGGGAUGUUUUUCAAAUAUUUUAACUUGUGUGUGCAUGUUUGUGUGUGUGUGUGUUCACUGAGUUAAACUUUUUAAUGAAAGUGUGAAUUCAGCACUGUGGACUGCUAUUAUCAUAUUUUAGGUGAAUUCGUAUACGUUCAAGAGAAAAUAUUAAACGCAUUACAAUUAAAGACUAUCGAUGCAUACUUACGUCUGAACUCUGAAUUUUUAGAACACCUACAGAAACUCCGCUAACAGUAACGUGACCCGGCGGAACCUUUACAGUGGAAGGAACGGAAGUGAAAUUUGGAGGAAGGAAAUAAAGAGCGGACAGUUUAAACUGUGGUUGGAAGGUUUGUUUGGUUGUUGGUUAAACUAGCAGUCAGUCAAAUUGUACUUACACAAUACAAAUCAAAGCUUGAAGUUUCUGUUUGAACUGAAACAUUUCAACCGGAACUAGGAGUGAGCAAUGGAACAUCGCGGGAUACGCCGUGCAGCCGCACAGCCUGCUGGGUAAUAUGUUAACGACAAAACUGCGUUGAUUGGAGCUGCGCGGCGCGUUGACACGGAAAGUAAGGACUAAUUUAAGUCAAAAUAAAAUCAAAAAGUGGACUGAAUAAACAGAUAAAAAGUAGAAGUGGCGGAAGCUGCUGAAGCCAUGUCUGUCUCUCUGUCAGCAGAGAGAGACAGGAUCCAGCGACAGGUGGAGCAGCUGGAGCAGAGUCUGGCUGUAACACACACUGAACUGGAGCUGCUGAGUAGUGAGACAGAGGACGAAUCGGAUGGUGACGACACAGAGGAGGGGGCGGGACAGUCUGCAGCAGGUCUCUUGGCUCAGAGAGAGAAGAUCCAGAAGGAGAUACAGAAUCUGGAGAAUGUCCUGGGACCGCACAGUUCCACCUGUGUGUCAGAUGAUGACAGCAGCAGCAGUGAGGAGAGCGAGCUGGGUCUGUCUCUGUCCGUGGACUCGUGCAUUCAGAUGAACCUUGUAUACCAGCAGGUGGUUCAGGAGACUCUGGACCAACUUGAGAUGCUACUGACACACAACCGCAAACAGCAGAAAGAGGUGGUGUCUCAGCUGUCUGGACCAAUCAGAGAGCCUUUGAGAGAGCAGCUCCCGCCUUCCUCCUGCCAGCCGUCAGUCAACUUGUUCCUGGGACGCUUCCUCAAGCCAUACUUCAAGGACAAACUGACAGGGCUGGGUCCCCCAGCCAAUCAGGAGACAAAGGAGAAGGCCAGUAGGAUGACCGGUUGUCUGGACAACAAGAAGCUGAAAGUAAAGCGAUGGGAGAGCUGGCAGAAGACUCUGCUCAUCCACUCAGUGGCCAGAGAUGGACUGAGGAGACUCACCCAACCCAAACUGUCCAAGGUGGACUACCUGAGUCAGAAGCUGUCGUCAGCUGUGGAGACAGACAGGCAGCAGCUCAGAGAGCAGAUAGACAGUCUGGAGAGAGAAAUCAGCUUACUCAGAAAGAAGAAGGAGGAGGAGCUGAUUGGUGAUCGGUAUGAAGAACAUGAUUGGCAGAAGAUCUCUAAUAUUGAUUUUGAAGGAACGAGGGAUGCAGACGAUAUCCGUAGUUUCUGGCAGAACUUUCUCCACCCGUCCAUCAAUAAGACUCGGUGGAGUCAGGAGGAGGUGGAGAAACUGAAGGAAGUCAGCAGGAGACAUGGAGAGAGACACUGGGAGACCAUCGCUGCAGAGCUGGGGACGGGGAGAACGGCCUUCUUGUGUCUUCAGACCUUCCAGCGUUUUGUCUCAGAUUCGUUGAGACAUGGAAGCUGGACUCCAGCUGAAGACACUCUCCUCAGGGAGCUGGUGGACAAGAUGAGGAUUGGAAACUUCAUCCCCUACACACAGAUGAGUUACUUCAUGGAAGGUCGUGACCCCGCUCAGCUGAUCUACAGGUGGAACCAGGUGUUGGACCCGAGCCUGAAGAAGGGCCCGUGGACUCAAGAGGAGGACCAGCUGUUGUUGCGGGCUGUCUCUCGUUAUGGAGAGAAGGACUGGUGGAAAAUCAGGUUGGAGGUCCCUGGUCGCCAUGACAGCGCCUGCAGAGACAGAUAUUAUGACUGCCUGAAGGCAGACACAAAGAGAGGACCGUUUGACAAACAGGAGAAAGAGCUGCUUCUGAAGCUGGUGGAGAAACAUGGAGUUGGUCGCUGGGCAAAGAUCGCUGCUGAGAUCCCUCAUCGUAAUGAUGCUCAGUGUCUUCGAGAGUGGAGGAGACUGAGCAGACCACCCCCUUCUCAGAAAGAUCCAGAAGCUAAAAAAGUGAGUUGCAGAGGAGCGAAGAAGAAGGUUACCCCAGCCAAAAAGACAAUCAGGAGACGACAGGUAAAAGUGAAGGAGGAAGAGAUCAGUGAGGAGGAGGAGGAAGAGGAGGACAUGGUGGUGGAGUACAUGGACAGUGAUGAAGAGCCGAAGAAGAAGAAGAAGAAGAAAGAAAUGAAGGAGGUAGUGGAAGUGUUGAGGACUGGGGAGGUGGAGAAGGAGGAGGAAGAGGAGGAGUAUACCUUCCCUCCCAUGCAGGAGUGGGCUCCAGCAGAAAAAGCAGAAUCUUUUACCUUGCUGAGCUUUCGGCCAGUUGAGUUACCUUCCUCUGGAGACGCCCACAAAGGGAUACCAUUCCGAUCAACCAUCCUAGGCCAAUUGGGACGCUCCGAGAUCAUCGGGCCGCCUCCCAGAGAGCUGCAGUGGGAGAGGCGCCACAGCACCAGCACUCUGAUGAUGGUGUCUCCUGACCAGCUGCGAGCCCACCUGUGCCGCCAGGUGGACAAGUACAACAACCUGAGCUCCAGGCCCCAAGAGAAGGUCCAGUCCGGUAAACAGAACCACCUGAGCCGCGCGAGGGACAAAGUGCUGGACUAUGAGCUGCAGGUUGCAGUGUUGCCAUGGAUCGGCAAUCUGCUGAUCCCGGCAAAAACCAGACUGACGAUAGCCGAUGCCCUGAGGGAGCAAGGUGAGAAGACACGACUUUCCUCAACUCCAGUCUUCACGCUCCUCCUUCAAACCAUGAAUGUAGACUCUGUAGGCUGUAAGGAGAUGAUAGAGCAGAGACGAAACAGGGUGAUGUUGCUCACACCUCCUGUAGAUCCCUCCCCUGUCCGCAUGAAGUCCCCCAAAACCAUUGCAGGAAUCCUGCAGCGGAGGAAGGUGCAAGAGGAGCAUCAGGGGUUAGACCAGCAGCACAAACUGAUCCUGAACCAGAUUCAGUUUCUGCGCCAACACGAGAAACAGAAACAGCUGCUGCUUAAACAGCAGCUACGACCACAACAACCCCAGCAACUAAUGCUGCUGCAGCAACCUCCUCUUCCCCGUUUACCAUCGAUGCCUUCUCAGAAUCGCCGUGAAUUUCUUCUUCAGAUGCCUCCUGUGUCGUUUCCUCAGGCUGUCCUCAUUCCUCAGCCUAUUGCACAAUCUCAGGCUGCCUCCAACCAACUCAUGCCUCCCUCUUCCCUGACCGUACCACCUCCAGCUCCACACAGACCUGCAGCACUCACUUCUCCCUUGCCUGCUCCUACCAGACCGACUGUCCUUCCUGUCUCUGCAGUCCCUGUGGCCUUAAAUGCCACAUCUCCCUUCGUUGCCUCUUUCCACCAACAAGCUGGGUCUUUGACUCAAAACCUCGACCCUUGUCCUGCCCUCAGUCCAUCAAGCUCCACCCCAAAUCCACCGAAACGGGGUAGGCGCAAGGUGUCAGAGGAUCCGCAGGCCUACUGCAGCGGUCCAAAUGAGGUGGAAGGUAAUGGUGCGGGUGGAGAGUGUACAGGUUUGGACAGGGCAGGUGAUGGUGGGAGUGAGGAAGGAAGGAGGACUCGGAAGCCGACUGUGAAGGCCAAAACUCUGCGGGAAGCCACUGAUGCCAGGGCUGAAGCCAAGAAGAAAGCUGCUGCAUCUCCAAGAAAGGAAGCUCAGAUCCAGACCACAAAUACUCCUCCUCAGUCCGUCAUCCCUGUUCCUUCUCCUGUUGCUUCCAUCCAGCUGACACCUCCUCAGGCUCCUCAACUGACCACACCUCCUGCCCCUCCUCCUUCUGCAGUCAUAUUCUCCCCACUGCUCAAAGCUGGUACUGCCUCCCCUCCCCGUCUCAGUCUGGACGUCCCUGCUGUCUCUACAACAUUGUCCAAGAUGACCCAGAACGCCACACCUGCCUGCUCUGAUACAACUAUGUCAUCAACUCAGAACUGCGGUUCAGGCCCACCCUCCUCAGUAUGGACCAAUCAGCACAGAGCUUCCUUUGCUUCAAGCCUACCUGUUCCCUUUCAUAAUGAUCAUGACUAUGUUUCUUUGAAUCUUGGCCCCACCCCGAGUCCACAUGUCUCUGAGUCAGUUCAGGUUGGCGCCAUCCCCAAGAACAUCUGCUGUGAAUCUGACCCUGUGACCGUCAAGCCUUCCAGAGUCCUGCCCAGAGGAACGAAACGAGUGAGGGUGGAGGAGCAGACGAAUGUGACGGGCAGUCAGAAUGACCAAAGUGGGACAGGUACAGGUGUGACACCAGAGGGAAAGAGAGUUCGGAAGCCAAGUCAGAGGGCCAGAGCUCUUCAGGAAGCUGCUCAGGCCAAGGUUGAAGCCAAGAAGAAGAGAACUUCUUCUCCUUGUAAGAAGCGCUCUCGUAUGUCUCACUCAAAGGAGGAAGUUGUUGUACAGAACCAGACUGUGACUCCGCAGCCCGGGUUUUGUUUACAUCCUGGUCAGUCCAUGUGGGCCAUGACGUCUGGUGGGCUGGUCCAACUAGCAGAGGCCCCACCCCUAGGCAUGCAGCUGGCUUUAGUGCCAAGCCCAGACCCACAUCAGUCAGUCACACCCCCUCUGCAACUCAAAGCUGGCAGUCCACAAACCGUCCUACCUAAACCCACUGCAGUGUCUGUCCCCGUAAAUGUGCCUGGAGACAACCAACCCCAUCCUCUUCAUGUCCUGCCCACCAGCCCCUCCAAGUCCCUCCCCCCCACCAUCAUCCUGCAACCUGUCCCAAACCCUGUCUCCUCCCCCCUGGCCAACAGCCAGCCCCAGCCUGCACCAAAGCUCUUCAUGCCAUAUAAGGGUACGGUCAGAACGGACCCUGCAGCGCCCCCUCCCCUACGGAGGGAGGGACUGCAGUUUGACCCCUUGCUCAUGUUUCAGGAAUCCCGGGCAGCAGUGUGUGAUUGGCUGAGCGGUCGGGGAGGAGUGGUGGUACCUGGAGCGGAUGUGUCUCUUCCCUACCUGCCCCCCUUCGUCAGCAGUCUGAACUCGCUCAGUGCGCUACUCCGAGCCCAAAAGUCUCUGACCAAAUCAUCCCUGCAGUUGUUGUCUCGAGGGUCCAAACCCCGACACCCCCAAACCCAACCCAGACCUGACAGCAGCACCCCGGGAACAUCCAGUCAGCCUCCAGACCAGCCAGACUCCACCUCUGAUCUGAGCCCAGCCGUGGACAAACCAGCUCCCUCUGUCAGCUGCGACCUCCCGCAGGAGGAAGCAGAGGAGGCGGAGCUCGUGGCGGCAGUGCGUCAACUGGUUGCAGAGCGUUUCUCAGGUAACCCGGCAUACCAGCUGCUGAAGGCCCGCUUCCUGUCCUGCUUCACUCUCCCCGCCCUCCUGGCUACUGUGCAACCAAUCACAGAGAAGACUGUGGUCCACCAGGCCAAUGAGGAGGAGGAAGAGAAAGAGGAAGAGGAGGUGGCAGAGAUGAAGAAAAUCAAAGAGAGAGUGAAACAGCGGAGAGCAGAGGUGAGAGAUCUUUACUGCCAUGUGACGAGUCAGGAGCUCCAGCCAGUCACUUCUCAGGUAUUACCAACACCGUCACUCCCACGACUGCCCGGACCAGACCGGACCAGACUGGACAUGCAGAAACUGGACUAUGAGCGUGUCGUGAAAACCACAGGUCUAAUCAUUUAGCUCACGUGUUUAUCUUUAUUUAAACAUGUUGGAUUAGUUUAGAAACAUUCAUGGUGGUCUGAUGAAAAAGCUUUUGAGGUUUGGAAAAGUCAGUCAUUUAGAAAUAAGCGGGUUUCUCUGGGCACAGAUGAGAUGUUUUUAGUCUUCUGCGUUGACUUCAUUCCUGUUUUUGUCUUUUCUGAAGUUAAACUUUGACGUUUGAGGUCUCAGUGUCAACGGCUGCAUUCAAAAACCCUCUGAAGUCUGACAUUUCGGAGUUGGUGGAGUUUUAGAGUCCGAUAACUGGAAUCAGUAGCUAAUUCUCAAAAGUCCAAUUGUCUUUGAAUGCACCCAGAAAAAAUCAACACAAUCAGUUAAAUAACAGCCAACAGCUUGGAAGUUUGAAAGUUUCAGUGCAGUUAAAUUUCUGUACAAAUGAAAUGAACCUUUUAUGCUUAAAUUAAGCAUACAAAAUAUAGAAUUAAGCACUAUAGAACUGAUUACUGGAAUGUGGUCAGCAGGGAUAAGAAGAUGAAUGAAUUAACAGAUGAGUUCGCUGCUCUGUGGUGUGUUCAGGAGCCUUCGAGUUAUAAACUGAUGAAACUGCAUUAAUAUAAUGUGUUGGUUUUGGUUGUUUUCCUGUUUACUUUUUAUUAAGCUCCUGUAAAUAAAAGGUUCUGUAAUUAUCGACUGAUAAUUUCGUAAUAAAGAUAAAGUUCAUGUGAAA
Scatophagus argus is the source of this 6616-nucleotide messenger RNA. RefSeq names its product small nuclear RNA activating complex, polypeptide 4 (gene snapc4). The transcript is spliced from 22 exons. The coding region runs from base 694 to 5910 and encodes 1738 amino acids. Lineage: Eukaryota; Metazoa; Chordata; Actinopteri; Scatophagidae. The record is from RefSeq and is a predicted model, not a curated record.